CAACAAUAAUAAUACAACAAAAUGUCUGAAACCAAGCAAGUCGAAUUAACAUCCAAGGAUAAAGUUUCCUUCAAGGUUGAUAGAGAUGUCAUCUUGAUGUCCGGUCUCGUUAAGGAUAUGUUAGAAGAAGGUGAUGAAGAUGAAACACCAAUCAUCCCAAUUCCAAACGUUGAUUCCAAGCCAUUGCAAAAGGUUAUUGAAUAUUGUCAAUAUCACCACAAGGAACCAGCCCAAGAAAUUGAAAAGCCAUUGAAGGGUAAGAUUGAAGAUGUUAUCUGUGAUUGGGACAAGAAGUUCUUGGAAAUUGAUCAAUCUCUCUUGAUUGAACUUAUCAUGGCUGCCAACUAUUUGAAUAUUAAGGAUCUUUUGGAUUUGACCUGUGCUAAGGUUGCCUCCAUGAUCAAGGGCAAGUCACCAGAACAAAUUAGAGAAAUGUUCGGUAUUGAAAAUGAUUUCACCCCAGAAGAGGAAGCCAAAAUUAGAGAAGAAAACAAGUGGUGCGAAGAAGCAUAAAUUGUAUUAUAAAUUUGUUAAUUUUAAUUUUUAUUUAA
Molecule: messenger RNA, 551 nt
Organism: Naegleria gruberi
Lineage: Eukaryota; Heterolobosea; Eutetramitea; Acrasida; Naegleriidae
Product: S-phase kinase-associated protein
Exons: 1
Coding region: 22-513 (163 amino acids)
Biological process (GO): SCF-dependent proteasomal ubiquitin-dependent protein catabolic process
Cellular component (GO): cytoplasm; nucleus
Molecular function (GO): cullin family protein binding
Source: RefSeq, a predicted model, not a curated record